Molecule: messenger RNA, 3305 nt
Organism: Acanthaster planci (crown-of-thorns starfish)
Lineage: Eukaryota; Metazoa; Echinodermata; Asteroidea; Valvatida; Acanthasteridae
Biological process (GO): signal transduction
Source: RefSeq, a predicted model, not a curated record
AUUUCAAUUUGGUGGUAUCUCUCUGCUUCAUUUUUGUACAUUGACCAAAUUCAGGACGUCAUGUCUGAGCAGUGUUGUGCGGAUACACAUCAGAACAUGGGGAAAGUAGGUGCUUGAUUCUGACACAUUUUGGAAGGUGAGCGAGACUUAGUCUUGCUUACAGCUGUGGAAGAUGCAUUUGUUUGGAGUUUUCUUGUUACUUUGUCAAAUGGCCGUCCUCAAACGUUGGUGUCUUUGUUUGAUUUAGGAUGUUCCUCUUCCUCUAUGUGUGACAUCUGCCCAUCUCACAAUGCCCAAGAUAACGAGAUUGCAUCUGGGGUAAAGUUGAGACAAAGUUCCAUGCUUCAAUGCCAGACAUCGGGAUCUAUAAGUAUAAGAGCAAACAUGAGGACAAGAGUGCAAAGGACUCCUGGCAGGAAGAAGUGUAUAAUAUCAGAUUAUAGGGAGUCAACGUCCCACAGUGAUGGACGAAUUUGUUUCGCAAGUCUGUUAUUUUGUGGCAUCACUGACCACAGAGCUAAGCUUAUUGGCAGUCUCACAGAAACUGCAACAUGUUCAUGCUUGGGAACUGUACGGUAUCAAUUACAGGUGAGGAUUCCUUAUGGGUGAGUUGUGCUAUCAAAGCAGUGAGAACAUCUGAUCUGGAAGAAGCCAUGUCCAAUUUCCUGGUUGUGGACACACUGAUCAUCAACACCCAGUCCAGUGGUCAGUGCUGUAUUGAGCUGUGCCAGGGAGAUAUCACUCAGUUGGACGUCGAGGACAAGGUUGAUGUCAUCUGUGUCUCGGUUUUUGGAAGCCGGUACACCCCGCUGUCAGACACAUUGGUUGGUGCCCUGCAUGAGAAGUUGAAACUGAGUGUGAAGCUACUAGCCAGAGACAAAGAGGAAGACCUACGUCAUGCCUACAUGUGCUGGUGGUCCAAACCUCUGCCAGAGCACCUCCCUUACAGGAAACUACUGUGCUUUGAAAACAGGGGAAGAGUAUGUCGCCCUCAGGAGCUGGUUGGCAAUGUAUUCCGCUGCCUGGUACCCAUACUGAGCAAUGAACCUGGAACAGUCAUCACUCCACUGCUCAACACAGGAAUCCAAGGUGUUGAUGAGGCUGCCAUGUUGGUGGGCAUGGUGGAAGCCGCCAUCAAAUGGAUAAAAGCUGGCCUGCCUCUCAAACGACUCAAGAUUGUGCUGUUUGCCAAUGUUGUUAAGGGCAAAGUGGUCCAGGUGAAAAUGAGGGAUCUAGAAGGCGUCUUGAAAGUUUUCAAAAACCUGAAAGACCAGCACAACAAUUGCGAUGUCAUUUCCCUGGAUGUUCCUCUUGAGUAUGACAUCUGCCUGUCUCACAGUAGUGAAGAUGGCGAGAUUGCAUCACUGGUUGAGGCAAAGUUCCGUGCUUCAAAGCCAGACAUCAGGAUCUCUAAGAGCAACCAUGAGGAUGAGGUUGCAAAAGACUCCUUCUGGCAGGAAGAAGUGUUUGAUCUCAUGUCCAGAUGUGCGAGAGUUGUGCCAAUCUUAAGUGCUGCAUUUCUUGAGAGCAAAGCUUGUGUUGACUUGUACAACAUGGCACUCUGUUGUAAUCGGAGAGCUCAGCGAGACCUACUAGCCCCACUCUACAUAGAGAGUAUUCAAGACAUGCCCACCUACAUGGGACUUGUACAGUACAUUGACUGCAGCCCCAAAGAUGAAGCUAAGAUCAGCAAGAGCUGUGAGGAUUUGGUUAAUUCGUUGGAGCGUGACAGCACGAAAGUCCAUACCGAGGUGGUGUCCACAGAUGCCUCUCCACUUCACUACGAUGUCUUUGUGUCAUAUUGUCAUCAGGAUUCCAGGCUAGCCGUCUUAAUAGUUGAGAAGCUGAAGAAGUUGAAUCCUCAGCUCAGGAUAUUUUUUGAUCUACAAGAGCUCAAAGUAGGUAUUGCCUGGCAGAGAACAUUGUAUCAUGCCAUUGACGGCUGUCGCUCCUUCAUGGCCUUGGUUUCCAACAGUUACAUGAAGUCUGCCAUGUGCAUUGAGGAAUUCAACUUAGCCCUGGCAAAGCACUGCUCACUGGAUUCCAUGGUACGCUUUAUCCCUGUUUGCGUUGAACGUCUUGUUGACAACCCUCCGGAGCUUCAGCAUGUCAAAUUGAUCAACGCUACGCCGGGCGUGUUUGAGCCAGCCGUGGAGAUCGUCUGCACCUCGCUGGUGGACUGGAUUGCAGGCAGAGACUGGCAUCCACAGCUGGACUCAGUUUUCAGGAGAAGGAUUGGAAUGAUUGUGGAUAUUUCUGAGUAUGCUGCUGAACGUAGAAGACUCCAGUUUUUCAAAAAGUACGGUAAAGGGGGUACGACCUUGAAUUGUGAAGAUGUGGCAUUCCCUAUUCCUGUUCCUUCUGAUCUACCUCUCGUGGAAAGCACAGAAAAUGAAGUGUGUGAUAUAGCCUUCAGCUGUGCACCAACAGACAAAAUGUUUGUCACAUUCAUGGCAGGAAUCCUCCGUGAGGUCUGCCCUUGGCUCAUCAUCAAAGAAACGGCAGACAACGAGGAUGAGCGCCUGGCUCUCAUGGAGUCUGCUCGGAAAGUGGUCGUCUUCCUCUCGGCCAGUUACUUAGAGUCGGUGGAACAGGUGGAGGAAUUUCAUACCCUUCUCCUGAGGCAGAGAUACCGCAGCCCAACGCAGGUCCUCUUCCCGGUAUCCAUCCACCGUCUGCCCCAACUGCCUACGUACUUCCACCUGGUUCCCUGCGACUUUAAUCUCUCCAAUCUAUGGUGGUUAGAACUGUUUUCCAAACACAAAGUCAAUCUCCCUUCACACUUUGAAGAUUACUGGCAGAUAUCUCGAGUAAAGGACCAAGUUGAGCACCCUGUCGCUAUGGGUGUCUUAGCGGCUGUUUACAGUUUGUUACACCAGUUAAGAAGUAAAAGGGAACAUCCUCUACUUCGAAAGGCCAACCACCAGCCAGUGCUCUUGAAUGUGAUACGCCUCCGCAGUGAUGUCGCCAGACUUCUCAAGGAAGUAAAUGUCGAAGACCACGGCGAGCAAGAUAACAAAGCCAGUGGUUGCAAUAUGUCAGAAAAUUCUUUACUGGACAUUGUUGAGCUUUCUCAAGAUCCAGUUCUCCAAACCUCUAAAAGCCAACUGGACGAAGGAAAAAAGUCUGGAACUUCAUGGCACCAGCAUGGUGCUCUGUCCAGUCAAGAUUCCAAUGGGUCUUCAACACAUAACUCCAACAUUAAUACAAACAGCUCCAACUCACAAACGCACUGUCAUGUGAAAGCAAGAGAAGUAAUCGUCAGUCCAGGACAAACAGUACUAGAAGAUGGUACCAUCCAGCAU